AUGACGCGUACUAAUGACGCGCCAAAGCCUUUUACUCGGAAAGCAAAUAAGAAAGAGAGAGAGAUAGAGAGAAAGAUAGAGAGAAAGAAAGAAAAGAAAAGAAAAUGGAGAAUCUUAGGUCUUCUAAGACUUCAUGUGAUUAGAGGUGUGAAUCUCGCCAUUAGAGAUUCAUCAAGCAGCGAUCCUUAUGUCAUUGUUCUGAUGGGAAAACAAAAGCUACGAACCCGUGUAAUGAAAAAGAAUUUGAAUCCAGAAUGGAACGAAGACUUGACACUUUCUAUUACUGAUCCAAUUCUUCCUAUUAAGAUCAUGGUUUACGAUAGGGACUGGUUCUCAAGGGAUGAUAAGAUGGGAGAUGCGUUUUUUCACAUUGAUCCGUUCCUUGAAGCAAUCAGAAUCCAAAACCAGCUUGGAGGACUCCCCGAUGGGACCGUAAUAAUGAAGAUACAAGCCAGUAGGCAGAACUGUCUAUCAGAAGAGAGCAAGAUUGUGUGGCACAAAGGAAAGGUUGUUCAGAAUAUGUUCCUUAAGCUCCAGAACGUUGAGCGCGGUGAGGUCGAGCUUCAGCUUGAGUGGAUUGAUGUCUCAGGCCUUCUGAGUAUAAAGGAGAAUGAGGAUGUCGCUUACUAGAUUACAGGCUCCGCUAUGCUAUGUUUAAAAAAAAAAAAGUAUAUUAGCUAUGAGGAAGAAAAAAAAGAAAAGAAUCUUUCCAAAUGGCUAAUUUCUACAACUUUUGAGUUGAGUAAGAAUCUUAGAAUUAGAUCAUGCUACAUUACUACAAUCUGGUUUAGUCAAGAAAUAUAUGUCGAUAGAAAA
This is a messenger RNA of Eutrema salsugineum, 816 nucleotides long. RefSeq names its product protein C2-DOMAIN ABA-RELATED 2. The transcript is spliced from 4 exons. Lineage: Eukaryota; Viridiplantae; Streptophyta; Magnoliopsida; Brassicales; Brassicaceae. The coding region runs from base 1 to 630 and encodes 209 amino acids. The record is from RefSeq and is a predicted model, not a curated record.